Salvia miltiorrhiza (redroot sage) is the source of this 594-nucleotide messenger RNA. RefSeq lists its product as uncharacterized. The record is from RefSeq and is a predicted model, not a curated record. The transcript has a single exon. NCBI's taxonomy places the organism in Eukaryota, Viridiplantae, Streptophyta, Magnoliopsida, Lamiales, Lamiaceae. The coding region runs from base 1 to 594 and encodes 197 amino acids.
AUGGACUACGAUGGUACUACUGAUCCGGAAGUACACCUCAACCGGUUCGAGGGACUGGUUACUCUUCACAUGUAUACUGAGGGCAUCAAGUGUUGUAUAUUCUCCACCACACUGACUGGACCUGCUCAGCUGUGGUUUGGGACGCUCGCCCCAAAUUCCAUCCGUUCGUUUGAAGAAUUACAAAUGCGUUUCCUAAGGCAGUUUGCAUGCUCGCGAAGAGUUGGAAAGUCAGCCCUUUCCCUGAUGGAUAUCAAACAAGACGAGAAUGAAACAUUGCGGGAGUAUACUUCCAGGUUUAAUCUCGCUGCUCUGGAGGUGCCAGAGGCGGAAUCUCAAAUCAAAAAUUGUGCCUACGUCAGAGGGCUCAAGCCGGGGCUCUUCUUUGAUGAGCUGCAAAUCAGACCGGCCAGGGACUUCGACGAUAUCAUGUCUAGACUACCAGGGUAUUUACAGUUGGAGGAUGCCAGGAUGGCAAGGAAAGCUGAACAUGACAAACACAAGGCUAAAAGAGCCGAGGAAGCACCAAAGAGGCAGCGACACCAGGAUAGGGCCCCUUUCAGAGGGUUACCCCCGAGGGUACUGAAGGAAUAUUAA